AUGAUUUCUCUUGAGAAUUGUUAUGAGCAUCCAAAUUCCUAGAUUGGAGGUAUCUAUAAAGUCAAGCACAAUAAAAAUAUAUAAAGAAAAGUAUGUCUGGAAUGCAUUUUAAAAUAUAAAAUACCAUCAGAAUAAAUUUUAAAUAAAGAAGAAUUUGUCAAUUGUAUGCUUUAGAAGGCCAAUUAAUUAAACAUAAAAAAUAUUUUGGAAGUAAAUUAAUCGAAAUCAUUUUUUAAAACAAUCUUUCAAAAAUUUGAUUUAAUUUAUAAGGAUAUUACUUUAAUAUUCUCAAAUAUUAGGGAUAUAAUCAAAAGGAUUUCAGAAUAAGAUACAGCAGGAGAUGAAAAAUUCUUAAGACUUAUCAAUUAAAAUUUAAAUCCUUUUGAAUGUUCUUAAACAGAUUUAGAUUUUCUUGUCAAUUUUAUUGAAGGCAAUCUUUUUGAAGAAUGGAUUGACAAAAAAAAAUUCGUUUCCUCUAAAAUUUAGAAAACAGGAGUACUUUUUGAAAAGCUUUUGUAAAAUGCGUAUAAAAUAGAUCAUAUAGUUGAAUAGAUUCAUGUUUAUUUGUAAAGCCUUUUUUUGUAAUUUUAAGCAAUCAGGUGAAAUAAGAAGAAAGUAUCAUUUAAUUGGAAGGAGUUGAGAAGAUCAAUAAUUAAUUAAUGAAAACAUCCUUUGAACUGAUAACAUAAAAAAAUGGAAAUAAAGUCUAUUAAAAAGAUGGAUAAAUUCUUAGAAUGUAGAUUUAAUAUUAAAAUACUUUAGAUAAAAGAACAUCUUAGGAUAGAAAAGUGAAUAAUUAUUAUAUAACCUGGAAUAAAUAAAACAUUUAGAAUUCUAAGGAUAAUAUGGUGUUAAUGGGUAUAAAAUUAACUAAUGGAACUAUUUUUGGAAAGGAUAAUAAAUUGGAGGUGGUGUGUAUAAUUCAAAUGGAGAAAAAGAAGGAAAUUGGAUUGAUUUAUGUGAUAAUUACUGGGAGUAUUUAUUAAUAUCAUAGUAUUUAGUUAAAAGAAUAUAAUUGAAAAAGGUUAUUAUGAAUAAAAUAAAAAAAUUGGGGUUUGGAAUAUAAUUUGGGAUAAUUAAGAAAUGUAAUUUAUUAUUAAAUCAAAAUUUAGAGGAGGAGGUUAAUAUGAGAAUGGAAUAAAAACUGGAAAAUGGAUUGUUUUAAGUGAUGAAUUUAAGGAAUCCUUUUAGGUAACUUAUAGAGGGGAAUAUAAAAAUGGUUAUAAAGUUGGUAGUUGGGACAUUAAUUAUGAGGGAGAAGAUAUGUAAACAUUUUUAUUUAAUGCACAAUUUUAGAGGAGGUGGAUCAUACGAUGAAAAUGGGGUUAAGAUAGGAAAAUGGAUUGAACUAAUAGAGGGUUUUAAAAAUUAUUAAAAUUUAACCUACAAUGGAGAAUAUAUAAAUGGUAAUAAAAUUGGUUAAUGGGAUAUUAAUUAUGAAGGAGAAAAUAUGUAAGCAAUUUGUUCUAAAUCAAAAUAUUAGAGGUGGUGGAUUAUAUGAUGAAGAUGGUGGUGUUAAGAUUGGAAAAUGGAUUGAUAUAGGAGAGGGGUUUGAAAAGGAAUCAUAAAUAACUUACAUAAGUGAAUAUAAAAAUGGCAAAUAAAUAGGUAGAUAGAAUAUUUGGUAUAAAAAGAAUUAUGGAGAUUUUAAAAAUGAAUAGAUGUAAUGAUAUUUUAUGAAUUGCCCAUUUUUAGUGGUGGCGGAUUAUAUGAUGAUGGAGGUCAUGGCAUAAAGAUUGGAUCGUGGAUUGAAAUAAGUGAUAGAUUUAAAGGAGAUUCAUAAGUAAUUUUUAGAGGUGACUAUGUAAAUGGAAAAAAAAUUAGAAAAUGGGAGAUUUUGUUCAGGGAUAAAAGUAAAGAUAAUUUUGAAUUAAUGUAAAAUAAUUACAUAAGUGAAUAAUUUAGUGCUGGUGGACAAUAUGACGAAGAAAAUGAUGAUAUUAAGAUUGGGAAAUGGAUUGAAAUAGACAAUAGAUUUGCAAGUUAUUCAUAAAUAAUUUAAAUUGGAGAAUAUAAAGAUAGAAAAAAAAUUGGUAGAUGGGAUAUUAUGUAUAGGUAGGACGAGAAGUCAUCAUUUCAAUAAAUGUAAUAAGAUUAAAUUAAAUAACUUUUUUAGUGGUGGUGGAAAAUACAAUGAUGAUGGCAUCAAAAUCGAAAAUUGGACAGAAAUAGGUGAUAGAUUUUGGAGGGAUUUAUAAAUAAUUACUAGAGGUGAAUAUAAGAAAGGAAAAAAAACUGGUAAAUGGGAGAUUUUGUAUAAAGGGAAGGGAAGAGAGAAUUUUGAAUAAAUGUAAAAUAAUUAUGUAAGUGAAAAUUUAGAGCUGGGGGAUCAUAUGAUGAAGUAAAUUAUGGAAUCAAAAUUGGAAAAUGGAAAGAAUUAGAUGAUGGAUUUAAUUAUAACAAAUAAGUGAUCUAUGAUGGAGAAUAUAAAAAUGGUAAAAAAGAUAGUAAAUGGACUGAAAUAGAUAUAAAGAAAAAUAAAAGUGCUAUUAAAUGA
This is a messenger RNA of Paramecium primaurelia, 2497 nucleotides long. The record is from the annotation of a GenBank genome assembly. NCBI's taxonomy places the organism in Eukaryota, Ciliophora, Oligohymenophorea, Peniculida, Parameciidae.